GCGCGCCGGUCGGAGAAUCGCGAGGACGCCCGAGAUGCCCGCCCGCCCGGCCCUCCCCGCCACCCUUCUGGCCCUCUUGCUCCAGGCUCACCUGUCCGGGCCGGCCCCUCUGAACGGAUCAAAGUGGUCCUACAUUGGUCCUGAUGGAGAAAAAAUAUGGCCAAAGAAGUACCCCUUUUGUGGAGGAGUCUUCCAGUCUCCCAUUGACUUCCACAAUGAUAUUCUCCAGUAUGAUUCCACCCUUUUGCCAAUCGGACUGGAAGGCUACAAUGUAUCUUCUGAUGUCAAGUUUCUUCUGACCAAUAAUGGACAUUCAGUAAAAAUGAAUCUUUCUUCUGCCAUGCGCAUCCGGAAUCUCUCUUUCCAGUACUCAGCAGCGCAGCUCCACUUACACUGGGGAAAUCGGAACAAACCGGAAGGAUCCGAGCACACCAUCAGUGGGAGGCACUUUGCUGCUGAACUGCAUAUUGUUCAUUAUAACUCUGACCGAUAUCCAGAUCUGAAGUCAGCAGCGGACAAGCCCAGUGGGCUGGCUGUCUUGGCGAUCCUGAUUGAGACAGGCCAAUUCAACCCAUCGUAUGAAAAUAUCUUCAGCCAUUUCCAACAUGUGACAUACAAAGAUCAGGAAACCACUGUUCCAGGUUUCAACGUCCAGGACUUGCUCCCAGAUAGACUGGAUGACUACUACCGCUAUGAAGGAUCUCUGACCACACCCCCAUGCUAUCCAAGCGUUCUCUGGACAGUUUUCCGAAAACCUGUGCACAUUUCAGCAGAACAGCUGCUGGUGCUGGAAACCACACUGUACUGCACACAGUCGAACGAUCCUGCCCCUCUUGAAAUGGUGGACAAUUUCCGGGGAGUCCAGGAAUUUGAUGAACGGCUGGUCUCCGUCUCCUUCCGACAAGGUUUUGUCCUUUUUGUGGUAUUAGCCGGUGUCCUCGGUGUUGUCUUUGUCGCCAUGGUAGCCCUUUGGCUGAUUCGAAGGAAGAGCCUCCAAAGGGCAAAGGAAGAGAAAGGGGUAAUCUACAAGCCAGCGGUCACCACGGAGGAGGAGGAGGAGGAGGACCUCUCCAAAGCUUAAACUUCUGCAGUGCCAAAGCUUUACACAUCCUUAAUGGCUGGACGUGCCAAGCUUUAUAUCUCUCCUGCCACGUUUAUCAGCCAAGUUGGGCUUUUUGAUUCCUUGAGUGCGAAGAGGGCGCUUCUCCUUUGUGCAACAGGAUUUGAAAGGGCAAACAGGGACAGGUGUUAAGGGGUCUCCCUCCAAAGAACC
This is a messenger RNA of Candoia aspera, 1273 nucleotides long. RefSeq names its product carbonic anhydrase 12 (gene CA12). The transcript is spliced from 10 exons. Gene Ontology annotation, biological process: one-carbon metabolic process. Gene Ontology annotation, cellular component: plasma membrane. The record is from RefSeq and is a predicted model, not a curated record. The coding region runs from base 35 to 1081 and encodes 348 amino acids. NCBI's taxonomy places the organism in Eukaryota, Metazoa, Chordata, Lepidosauria, Squamata, Candoiidae. Gene Ontology annotation, molecular function: carbonate dehydratase activity; zinc ion binding.